UCCUGGAUCACUCGUUUGCACCGAGUCUCCUCGUCGUCUGGAGGGGAUAUCUAUAUAGGCUGUCCAGUCUGAGUGUGCCCCUUCAAACUGUUCGCGAUCCUAAGCCCGUGCACGACACCUUGAUUUGUUCGAAUUUUUCAACGCAUCGCUCGAUAUUCGCUCGCGGUUCGAAUCUUCUUCUUCCUCUUCUUUCGAAAAAGAAACGGAGGAAUUAAACUGGAGGAAGAGAAAAAGGAGAAGAGAAAGAGUGGUGAAAUAUAGGAAGGGGCAUGGCUCGAUCGUGGUGCAUUGUGAGAGAGUGCAAUUGAGACGAACAAUAAGCAGCGAAACGUUAGAGACGAGUUUAGUAGCAAGCUUUUCAUCCCGGAGGCGGAAGUCUGCAUUCGUCUCUUGACCGAUUGCUGGGAUUAUCCUGCGCCAUGACGGUGCACAGGCGUCUUACACUGGCGGUAUCGGUCUGUUUGAUCCUAUCGACGAAAUUUGGCACAACUCGAGGCGAAAGAUGGUCGCGACAGGUCUCGAACAGCGAAUGGAUACCAUUGGCGAAUCCUAGGUCGCUGCAAGCUCAAGUCGAGCAAACAGGCCCGUCUACUGGACGCUUGGCGAGCGGGAGCGCGCAGCUGCCUCAACUCCCGCAACUCUCUCUACCGCCAGCCCUUCAACAACAGUACCAAGAACAAUUGUUGCAACUGCAGAAGACUCAGGAAAAUAUACAGAAGCUGUUGCUACUGCAACAACAGCUUAGAGCUCAACAGCAACUUCUUCAGUCUCAAACGUUCGUACCAAGCGGAUUCAGCAAUGCAGGCAACGACGAGGACAAGCAACUGCAUCAAGUCAGAUUGGGAGACUCGCAGGUGGCGGAUCUUGCUUCCGAAGAUCUGGUGCCACCCCUCCCCUUAGCCGAAUCGUUGCCGUCGGUUUUUCCGCCGCAGAACUUUCUCCCUCAACGACCCAACCCAGCCACGAAACAGGACACGAGUUUACCUCAGGAAUUGGCUAAUUUGUCCGGGCAGGAUUUCAAGAACGAGCAGUUGUUGCAACAGAGGCCCAACGUGGGAAAUGUUGGACAGAUCGAGGGGAAUCAAAGGCAAGGCGCGAAACAGAUAAAGGAGCCAAACCAAGUCGGCUUGGUGUCCCAAAGCGAGGGUGGUCAAGACGAGGAGGAAGAGGUGCAAUUAGUUUACGUGCCGGCGGAAACUUUGGCGCAACGAGGCCAGCCUAAGAGAGGGCAUGGAAGGAAGCAGUAUCAUUCUCUGCGUCAGCACAAGCAACCCCAGCAACAGAGCCAAGGCGUGGACGCGAUCGGGCACGACCAGAACGCGUUUGCCCGUCAAAUAUUGCAACAGAUCCAGAUGGAGCGGGAGGAGAAGGCCCAAUUUUUGAAAGAGGAACGGAUGAAGGAGAUCGCGAGAUUAAACGAGGAGCAAAGGGCGCUGGAGCGAAAGGCGCGGCUUCAGCAGGAGGCACUGCAAAGGGAGCAAGAGUUGCAGAGGCAACGGGAAGCGGAGAAGAAGAAGAAAGAGCUGGAGAGGUUGGAAGAGCUGGCCAAGCAACGGGAGUUGGAGAGGAUCCGAGAGGCGAGGGAGAAGCAACGCUUGGAAGAGCUGGAGAGAAGGAGAUUGGCGGAGGUCCGGGCGAAAGAAGAGAAAAGGCGAGCCGAGGAAGCGAAUAGGCAGAGGGAAGCCGAAAGAUUGGCCGCUUUGGAGAGGCAGAAGGAACUGGAGAUCCAACGGCAACGAGAGCGCGAGAGCGAGGAGAGCAGAGUGGAGCAGCCGGAGAAUCGAGACGUCCAAGCUCAAGCUCUUCCUUUAAUCAGAAAUCAAAACCAGCAAUUGCAUCGUCAACAAUUGUCGGAAACGCCUAAACAGGGUAAAAGCAAGACAAGAGGGAGGCAAAGGCAGAGGCCUAAUUUCCAGGAUCAGCAGAGUUAUAGAGAAGCCAGCACGACUCCUUCCCCUAACCAACCCCCUCUCUCGGUGUACAUGGGAAGUCCCAGCUCGAAGACAACCAACGUCAAAGUUUCUGACGUGUUGAGGAUACUGAAGGACGCGAAGACGAUAGCUGUUCUGGACACGGUUGGCCCGGAUACACCUCAAGUAUUCGUGGGCCCAACCAGUUUAGAUCCCCCGCCGGGUUACGCCAAGUUCGAUCUUCCCUACCUGUCGUCCAUCGAUCACAAUCGCGUGGAGAGGAGGGUCGAUAAGUUGCCUUUCUUCGUGGCGCCGCUCAGCUUCGAUCCUCCUACAGGAUAUUCCAAAAUCCCUUUCCCGGCGCCACAUAUAGGAUCGGUGGUGGUGAACACGUUGGAUAACACCUUGGAUCCCACGAAAGACAGAGACGAUCCCAAUCCCAGCCCGACCCCUCUUAUAGAGCCUAAUUCCUAUUUGGACGGUUUGGACGCUGUCUCCGACUCCACUACUCCUUCGUACGAGCCUCAGACGACCAUAACUUAUCCCGAACAACCGUCCAGCACUCCCAAAUACGAGCAAACGUAUUCGACGCCAUCCGUCGGAUAUUCGUCCGGGUCCAGAUUCAGGUUCAGACAAUUUUACGCCGACGGUAAACCCGCUUCCGUAAUCGGUACUUCCUACUACGACGAGCAGAAAGCCGCGACGAGGAAGGACAAGUAUUAUAUCGACGAAGGUUCGAGAACCACGGAGAUUCCCGCGCAAAGUGGCAACGUUGGAUCGGUGGGUCGCGCGGAAGAAGUUUCGUAUUCCACGACGCCCGCUUUCAAAGAGGAAACUAUGGCCGGCCACCAAGAGCCGUCGGAUCAACUGGCGUUAAUUAACGAACAGUUGGCCCAGCAGAGGGAGAAAUACAACAAUGGUGGACAGUACGGCGAGCACAAGGUCUCUGGUGGCCAGGCUGGUAGUUUGAACGGUGAAAUCGCUAGCGGUGACGUUAACGACGUUAGAGAUUCCGUUGGACCAACGCAGUAUAGCUUGCCAGCCGAGCUGCCGGCGAUCUCUCCGCACCUCCCUGGCCUGGUCAACUCACUGUUAGAUAAGAACGAGGCGAAACUCUACACCACGAGCACUACCACCAGCACAACUACGACCACCACUACCACUCAACGUAUACCCACGACCACUUAUAGGCCUCGCAGUAGACAGAGAAGCAGACUAGUUUCCACGAGGCCAAGAACGACGACCGAGACGACUCCAUCGAGCAGAACUAAUGUGGACAGGAAUCGAAGACCGUACAACAGAUCCAGAUCCAGAUUCACGACCACCACGGAGGAGUAUCACGAAUCCGCUUACGAGCCAACUAGAUCCAAAAUUCCAGAGACUACGGUGAGAUAUAACGGGGAGCAUAGGAGGCCGACGAGCAGGACGCACAAAUACAGGAAUCGAGAUAAGAUUAGCCAGCAAUCCGAGGUUCAGAACAAACAGACGCAGCAAACGUACGACACCAUCUCCCACAGCGAUUCGAAUCUCCCGACAUCGAAUGGUUUCCUUCAGCAGACGGGGCCAGACUCGAGUAAUCUUCGUCACUUCGAUUCAUCGUCGAAUCUGAACGACUACACCCCGGAGAAUUAUCCGUCCACCACUGUCAGCACCACCGAGAAUUAUCCAUCUUUCCACGAGGUCACGGUGAAUCACGGUUCCGCUCUAAUUUCGGAAGAUUAUUCAAGAAGUCAAAGUUAUCCCCAACCGAUUCAAGAGCAUUACCGAUCUACCGUGGAACAGGUUGGCAUCGAAAAGAGUCCAGUGAAUGGAUUCAACUAUCAAGCUCAAAGCGGAGAACCGUUGGAUCAAAGAUUACUCGAGAGAACGAAGGAUUAUCAGUUGGACGGGAAAGUAGAGAACGGCUAUGAGGUGUCCACCACCGUUGAUCCAACAAGGUUGAGAACAUCGGAAGAGCAACGUUACUCGUCCGUCUACGACGCGAGCGUGCCGCAGACGCAGCCAGAAUACAGUUUAACUGGACAAGAUAAUCUGCAUCACGCGGAGAACGAGAAGAUUCAAACCGGUGUUAUCGAUAGUAAUCCUAACGAGCAGCCGAUAUUUAUCCCGUUGCCGGAGAAUAAGCAAGAGGAUUACGAGUUAUCGCUCUCCUCCACGGAACUUCCAUUGCUAGACAUAACAACCGACACACCGACGACUAGCACGACUCCUGUGAUAAUUCGACAACGAGUACGAGGACGCAUAGGCACCCGUUUGCAUCACGAGCCCUCGGUUCAGACUCGCAACAAAGGUUCGCAGGACGAGUAUGUUCGUUUCAACGUGGUAAACGAUUCCUCUCGAACGAUAUCGGGCAGACAGAGAACUAGAUCGAGACCUCGUACACCGAGUCACGGAUCACAGGUUCAGACCGAUGGUAACGAGUACAUUAAGAUCCACGCGUUGCAACAGCAAAGGUUAGUCGCCACAACGACACCACCGCCAUCUACCACGACCACUACGGUCAGCUCAACGGAAGAGGACAUCGAUUACGGAUUUAUAAGACCACCGAAUUUCCGACCUGUACAUCCAGUGGACAAUAGAUUCCAGCAAGCGAUCACGUAUCGACCUCAUUUUUCAGAGGUGCCUCAGCAGUCACUGCUACUAAACGAGGACGAAACCGCAUUGGAAUCGAGUCCCCCGCACUCACAGCUGUUGAAAAGUCGUCAAAAGUAUCAGCCAACUCCCAAUCGUCGUCCAUCGACAAAAGCGACAACCGUGCCGCCAUCUACAACGACUAUGGAAACUGUCACUACUACGGAAAAAAUACCUGUUGCCACGGUGCUUCCAGACGACAUGAUAUACACGGUGAAAUCGAAGUCUCGGCCGGACGAGGCGAAAGAGAUCAGAGUGAGAGGUAGAAUUCGUCGACCCGGUAGAAAACGCGUAACCACUACAAGCACAACCGAAUCCGUGUUGGAGGCGCAUAACGAGCUGCCAUUGGACGAAAAUUAUCCGCCGAUACGACCACAAGCCGUAACCACAGAGCAUCAACAGACAGUGUACAACGAUAAUUACAAUAACAACGGAGGAUUCUCCGACGGUGCGCGUAAUCCAACUGGACAACAAUUCUACGAGACCUCUAGCGAGAACUACCCGCCAGAAUUCAUCCUGAACUUCGGUAACGACCCGUCCCAACCAGUUCAACGCGACGAGUACGAUCAGGCGCAGUUGGGCAGCGACGCGGCGAGGAAGUACGGUCAAGCUUCAAGGCCAAGCACGUCGGCCGUCGACAAUCGCCGGACAACGGCGGACAUCUACGGGGCAGAGAGCCAGUGGUCCACGAAACUGACGAGGACCUCGUUCCAGCCGAGUUUCUCGAUCAAUCAGGUGAGCUCGGGGGAGGCCUCGAAGGUUAGCCAAGCUUGGUCCAACGACGGCUCGUCGAAAAACGUCGAUCUGCCGGAGAUAAUCACAGCUCCGCCGGAACCGUCGUCCGUCACGUUGAUCGUCUCCUCGGACGACAAGAGGGUGGAGGAGGAGGAGAAGAAGGAGGAGGAGGAGGAGGACGAGUCGACGUUGAUGGGCACCACGAUGUUCGGUAUGAAAACGCAGGAUCACACGGAGAGGACGAACUCGACGGCGAGCAUCGAUGCAGCGGCGAUGGAAGAAAAAAGAAGCGGGGUUGACGCCGAGACAAUGGAGAAUUCUACGAAGCAAUUGAUGACGAGCAUGGAUUUGGAGAGGGUUGGAUGGAAGAGGGAGAAUUCUACCGGCGUGAAGAAGAUUUCACGGAGGAGGAAAGUGCGCGUUCGAGUGAGGCCGGCCGCCGACGAUUUUGUCACAGCCGAGUCCCAACACUUCAACUCCGCCCUCAACGGCUUGUUCCGUGAUCAGCACAAGUAUGAUCGCCAAUCGAAACCUUUCGCCUCGCCACAGAAAUCCAUCGCACGUCCUUUCAUAACCGACAUUCUGAAGAACGACGAGCCCACCGAGGCGGCGUGGACCGUGCAUCCGACCACCACUACCACGACUACCCCUAUCGAACACGCCGAAGAAACGACAGAGAUUCAGAUCGCCACGAUUCCAACCGCUUCGAAACCCGAAGAGACAACGCGUUUCGAUGAUUUAUUCGUGAAAGUGGCGAAAAAGCCGCAAGAUGCGGGGAAGAUGAAGGAGGAGAAGAAGGAGAGGAAGAAAGAGGUCGAGGGAGAAACGGAGACGUGGGAAUGGUCGAAGAAAUGGAACCAGAAGACCGUCGAAAACGCUGUUAAUUUCGUGGCUGGGAAAUAUAGAGGCAAAGAGAUGGAUGGAAACGAUACAUUGAACGAAUUGUCUCGAGAAUUGGGGGAGAAAUUGGCUGCUAAUCAAAAAGAAGCGAAAAGAAAGAACGAUAUAAUGGAGUCCGCGAGUGAGAGCGGGGAGGAGGGGCGAGAGUUGUUGAGAAACGAGAAUUUCAAUCAUCCGAAGAAUCAUAGAGUUAAAUGGAGCGAGGUAAGGUAUCCGUCCGCGUUCGAGCAGUCGAAAGCUUCCAAUUGGAAGCACGAUUCUGGGAAGACAAAAUCCGGAACACCGUCUAUCCCAGGACUGGUGACGAGGAACGAGGGGGACACCAGCGUGAACGCGCUCUCCGACUACGUCCAAGCGAUCUUCGAUACGAUGAAGAGCGCCGAGGAGGGGACGAACACGGCCACGAACACGGAGAGCACGGACGAAAUCACCACCACCGUCCUUCCUCCUUCGAACACCUUGCACCUCCCGGACCGCGUCGACCGAUCAAACGGGGAGAAACUGGCGAUGAAGGACGAUGACGAGGCGACCACUCGGGCGAUCUUUGAAGAGGUUGAUGGAAACGAGGCGACCGAGCCCACCGCGAAUGCCGACGCAACGACCACGAUAUCGGGACGAAUCGACGCGAUCUCGAACGACGCAGCGACGAGUUCGUCGGCCGAGAAUAAUUCGACCACGGUUCCUCCUUUGUCCGCGUCUUUGAACCCCGCUUUGUCGAGCAAUUCGACGGAAUCGAUAUUGGGCAAGGUUCUACGUACCUCGACGACCACCAAGGUCUCCCAUAUGACGGAGAUUUGCUACAGGGGCCGGUGCGUGAUGACAAGGCCAAGUCGAGAUGAUCGAUUCAGAUGAAGGGAAGAUGGUUCUUCUUCUUCUUUUUUUUUUUUUUUGAUAAAGAGGAUGGAAAAAAUUACGUCCGUCGUUCUCUUUAAUCUGAAUCGAAUUAUUUGUGUAUAUAUAUAUAGAAAUUGUAGAGUGGGCCUCGUUGAUUUAUUUAUUUUCUUGAGAUAUUUUUUUCUAACGCUUCUCCGAGAGAAAGAAAUUUUUAAGAUUUUGUAAACGAGAAUUUUGAAGUUUAAAUAAUAUAUUAAUUAUAUUAUAUUAACGCGAAUUAAGAGAUUCGAGUAAGAAGUGGAGUAAGAAAAAGAAGCAGUGUAUGGUAGUUGGGUUGACAUUGAUAAGAACGAUUAAUCAUGAUCGACGAAUUAAUCGCGAUGCUUGUUUAUGAGAAAGGUGCCAAAGGAUUUUCUCACUCCUUUGGCUCGGUUCGAAUGAGAACCAGAGGCCUACUUAAUGUUUCGAUCGGUUUAAAAUGGAGAAAAAAAAAAAAAAAAAACAAAGAAACGAUAGAAAUAAUAAGUCUAUUUAACUUAAUUUUUCUGCCAGCCGUUGGUAUACGUGUAAGUUAAGCGUUUAAGUAUUUUAAUAAAAACAAGAUAAAAGUAAAAA
Molecule: messenger RNA, 7625 nt
Organism: Apis cerana (Asiatic honeybee)
Lineage: Eukaryota; Metazoa; Arthropoda; Insecta; Hymenoptera; Apidae
Product: mucin-2
Source: RefSeq, a predicted model, not a curated record